Molecule: messenger RNA, 969 nt
Organism: Anoplopoma fimbria (sablefish)
Lineage: Eukaryota; Metazoa; Chordata; Actinopteri; Perciformes; Anoplopomatidae
Product: c-Myc-binding protein-like
Exons: 5
Coding region: 191-499 (102 amino acids)
Biological process (GO): regulation of DNA-templated transcription
Cellular component (GO): nucleus
Molecular function (GO): transcription coactivator activity
Source: RefSeq, a predicted model, not a curated record
CUGCUCCAUCCAAUCAUCAUUUACGAGGGACACCUGAAGGCAGCAUCUCGCAGACGCGUUGCAUAAACGAAACUUAAUUUUCCGGCCCAGAGAGUUUACCUGCGUUUCAAAAUCUAGGGCUUGAUCAAGCAGGACCCCCCAAAAAAACUGUAACUACAAGAAGAAAGUCAACUUUAAAGACUGCACCACUAUGGCACAUUACAGAGCUCCAGACCCCAAAAGGGAACAGUUCAGGAGGUACCUGGAGAAGGCUGGUGUUGUGGACAGUCUGACCAGUGUUCUAGUGGCUUUGUAUGAACAACCGGAAAAGCCCAACAAUGCUCUGGAAUUUGUGAAGCAGCAUCUCAAUUCUGGCGGUCAGCCCUCGACAGACACGGAGGCUCUGCAGCAGGAGGUGAUCGACUUGAGGCAGAGGUGUGCUCGUCUGGCAGACGAAAACAAAGACCUCAAAUCAAAGCUGCAGCGUUAUGAACCUGACGAUGGAGCCCCAGCUGAAUAGAGCACCGCAGCGCUUUGGCGUAAUCAGUGUAGAUUUUGUUUAUUUUGCUUUGGCUUUCAGGACACGGCAACACUAUUAAGUGAAGGCAGAGAAUUUUUUUAGGCACCUGUUUUUUGUAAAACUUGUUUUCUACUGUUUCUUAGAAUUUAACUUAUUCUGUACAUGUAUAUAAGUACGUUCCUUGUUUUGAUCAAUCUUUAGCUUAGCUUUAUUUAGAAAUUGCCUUUAUUUAUGACUGAAAAAGUCAGAUCGUAAAGAAAUACUUCACCCUUAAUAGUAUUCCUUUAAGGCAUGGGGCAUGUCAUUGUUUGAGGGGUCUAUGAAAAAAUUAUAGAUGUGCUAAUCAUUUUAUUUUUCUGGCAUAGUUGUAAACAUGCUCAGAGCCACAUGACAGUGUGUGACACCAACACACUUGUACUUUAUUUCCAAGGAGCUGGUCACCAGUAAAAUAAAGCACUUCUUGUUUGUAA